CAUGUAACUAUCGUCGAGGUGUUUCUUUCAAUAUGGCUGUUGUCAGUCAGACAAAAGACAAACAGUCCGCUUGUGAUUGAAAUCUAGUAAAAAGGCCGGGCACUCCUGCUACUAGCUGGUGGUUGAUCGAUGUGUCGCUUCUGUUAAGAAGUGGUUUUCCCGACCGCCACACGCUGUUUUGUGGUGGUGCAAUAAUUAAAGGGUCAAGUGUACGGAGGCACAUCGAGAUAGCCAGCUAAUAUAAGGAUGUCUCAUUACACAGACGAGCCUCGCUUCACCAUCGAGCAGAUCGACCUGCUCCAGAGGCUGCGGCGUACGGGCAUGACCAAGCAGGAGAUCCUCCACGCCCUGGACACCCUAGACCGGCUGGACCGCGAGCACGGGGACAAGUUCGGUCGUCGCACCUACGGAGGAGGAGCAAAUGUGUCCGACCCCAAUAGCACCACCACAAACAACAACAACACUGCCUCUGUUUCUGUCGCCACCACCUCCUCAACAGCAUCCUCUUCCUGUAGUAAUAAUAAUAAUAAUGGUGGAAUUGGGAGCAGUAAUGUUAGCAUGGCCCUGGCAUCAUCCUCCACCAACUCUACCACCACACAGACACAGUACCUCCCUCCACGUGGGGGGCUCUCCCCGUCGCCUAGCAACGGCUACGACACCUCCCCACCACCCGGCCCGCCCCCGCCCUCUGCCAUCCUCUCGUCCCCGGUGUCGCUGGUCGCCAUGGUGCAGAACGGGGGGCGGGACAGCCUGGCGGCAACGCCCAAUGGGAAGCUCUCGCCGCCUCGGUACCCAAUGAAUAGCGCUGCUGCCGUCAGGCCGUUCGGGUUCGAGGCCACGGAGGAGGAGCUGGACAUUGAUGACAAGGUGGAGGAGCUCAUGAGGAGGGACAGCAGUAUCGUCAAGGAGGAGAUCAAGUCCUUUCUGGGAAACAGGAGAAUCUCUCAGGCUGUGGUGGCUCAGGUCACAGGUAUCAGUCAGAGCAGGAUCUCUCAUUGGUUGCUCCAGCACGGCUCUGACCUCAGCGAACAGAAGAAGAGAGCUUUCUACCGCUGGUACCAGCUAGAGAAAACUACCCCAGGUGCCACUCUAAACAUGUGCCCUGCCCCCAUGGCUCUGGAGGAGAUGGAGUGGAGACAGACCCCACCCCCUAUAAGCACCGCCCCCGGGAGCUUCCGGCUUCGGCGUGGGAGUCGCUUUACCUGGAGGAAGGAAUGUCUGGCUGUGAUGGAGAGCUACUUCAAUGACAACCAGUACCCUGACGAAGCCAAGAGAGAGGAGAUCGCCAACGCCUGCAACGCGGUUAUCCAGAAACCAGGGAAGAAGCUUUCUGACCUGGAGAGAGUCACAUCCCUCAAAGUCUACAACUGGUUUGCCAACCGACGCAAGGAGAUCAAGAGACGGGCUAAUAUUGAAGCCACGAUCUUGGAGAGCCAUGGGAUAGACGUUCAGAGUCCUGGAGGACAUUCCAACAGCGACGACAUCGAUGGAGGCGACUACACAGAACAGGCCUGUGACCUGCCCUACUUCGACAAGAGACCCAUGGCCAGACCCUUUGGCUUCUACAGGCUGGAGCCCACUUCACCCACACAGGAUGAUGGUCCAGGCCAUGGAGACCACCAGGACCCCAUCUCUCUGGCCGUUGAGAUGGCUGCAGUCAACCACACCAUCCUGGCUCUUUCCCGGACCGGAGGGGUGCCCAGCGACAUCAAGACAGAGGCCCUGGAUGAUGACUGAACACGGGGAGGGAAGAGGGGAGGGGG
Oncorhynchus masou masou (cherry salmon) is the source of this 1763-nucleotide messenger RNA. Its product is annotated as homeobox-containing protein 1-like. The record is from RefSeq and is a predicted model, not a curated record. Gene Ontology annotation, biological process: positive regulation of DNA-templated transcription. Lineage: Eukaryota; Metazoa; Chordata; Actinopteri; Salmoniformes; Salmonidae. Gene Ontology annotation, molecular function: double-stranded telomeric DNA binding. The transcript has 9 exons. Gene Ontology annotation, cellular component: nucleus. The coding region runs from base 247 to 1737 and encodes 496 amino acids.